AUGUCUGCAACCCAGUUACUCAAUCCCAAGGCGGAGUCCCGACGGAGAGGAGAAGCGCUCAAGGUGAACAUCAGCGCUGGAGAAGGUCUGCAGGAUGUGCUCAAGUCGAACCUUGGUCCCUCGGGGACAAUCAAGAUGCUUGUUGAUGGCGCUGGAGGGAUCAAACUCACCAAGGAUGGAAAUGUGCUCUUGAAAGAGAUGCAAAUUCAAAACCCUACUGCCGUCAUGAUUGCACGAGCCGCUACCGCACAAGAUGAUAUCACGGGCGAUGGAACAACGUCGGUUGUGCUUAUGGUGGGAGAGCUACUCAAGCAGGCAGACAGACACAUCUCUGAGGGUCUUCACCCAAGAGUUCUGACAGACGGCUUUGAAAUUGCCAAGAAUGAGACUAUCAACUUUCUGAACAACUUCAAGCUGGACCGGGAAAUCGACCGGGAAUUACUGUUGUCCGUCGCUCGUACAUCUCUCACUACGAAAUUAAACAAAGUCCUUGCCGAAAGCCUCACUCCAUCCAUCGUCGAUGCAGUUCUUGCCAUUCACCAUCCUCCGGAGAAGCCUGAUCUUCAUAUGAUAGAGAUUAUGAAGAUGCAACAUCGAAAUGCCUCCGACACUCAGUUGAUUCGGGGCCUCGCUUUGGACCACGGAGCACGACACCCGGACAUGCCUAAACGAGUGGAAAAUGCCUUCAUCUUGACUCUGAAUGUCAGUUUGGAGUAUGAGAAAUCCGAGAUCAACUCUGGGUUCUACUACUCGAGUGCCGAGCAAAGAGACAAACUGGUGGAAAGUGAACGUCGGUUCGUCGACGCCAAGCUUCAAAAAAUUGUGGAACUGAAGAAGGAGGUUUGCGGCAAUGAUCCUAAGAAGGGGUUCGUGGUCAUCAACCAGAAGGGUAUUGAUCCUUUGAGUCUGGAUGUUCUCGUGAAGAAUGGCAUCUUUGCGCUUCGCCGUGCUAAGCGACGGAACAUGGAACGACUUCAACUUGUGUGCGGCGGCAUUGCUCAAAACAGUGUCGAAGACCUCACCCCCGACGCACUUGGCUGGGCAGGUCUGGUCUACGAGCAUCAGCUUGGAGAAGAGAAAUACACUUUUGUUGAGGAAGUCAAGGACCCUAAAUCGGUGACGAUCCUCAUCAAAGGACCCAACCAACACACAAUUGCACAAUUGACAGACGCCGUCCGAGACGGUCUGCGAUCUGUUUACAACACAAUUGUUGACAACUGUGUGGUUCCCGGCGCAGGCUCUUUCCAAGUUGCCGCUGCCACCCACUUGUUAUCAAAUGAUUUCAAAAAGACCGUGAAGGGUAAAACUAGGUUUGGUGUCGAAGCCUUUGCAGCUGCUCUAGCUGUGAUCCCAAAGACUCUUGCCGCCAACUCUGGCCAUGACAUUCAGGACUCGCUUGCCAAGAUCCAAGAUGAGGUGAACCAAGGCAACGUGGCUGGGUUGGAUCUUGCCACUGGUGAGCCCAUGGAUCCGAUCCAACAGGGCGUCUUUGACUCUUACCGCGUGCUGCGGAAUUGCAUCUCCUCAAGCACCGGUAUUGCUUCCAACUUGCUACUAUGUGACGAAUUAUUGAAGGCCAGGCAAAUGGGCAGACAGGGUGGCCCUGGAGGAAUGGAGGAAUAA
Messenger RNA from Talaromyces rugulosus, 1623 nucleotides. RefSeq lists its product as uncharacterized. Gene Ontology annotation, molecular function: ATP-dependent protein folding chaperone; ATP binding; ATP hydrolysis activity. The record is from RefSeq and is a predicted model, not a curated record. The transcript has 7 exons. Bases 1 to 1623 code for a protein of 540 amino acids. Gene Ontology annotation, biological process: protein folding. Gene Ontology annotation, cellular component: chaperonin-containing T-complex. Lineage: Eukaryota; Fungi; Ascomycota; Eurotiomycetes; Eurotiales; Trichocomaceae.